AUGGUACCAAGUACACUUUUAUGGGAAGUUCGACCGUAUAAAUCAUGGGAUAAAUUAGAUUAUACGUUAAUCACAGAAGAAACUCCUGCAUAUGACAGUGGUGUUCCACAUUGUGGGCUAAUGCAAUCGAUUAUAUACAUUUCAAUCUAUGAUCAUGCAUUUUUAUCUCUCGAUCCAAGAACACGUGAUUUUAAAGUCAUACAAAAUCCGCCAUAUGAUUCAAUAGAUGGUAAUAACCGUAAAACAAAUGGAGUUUACAAUAUUGGACUUUCUUUUCAGCAAAGAUAUCCACAAUUUGGCCAUCUAAUUCAUGAUAUGCUCUGUUGCUUAUCAUAUAUUCCACAAGAAGUCAUUGAUCAAGGAUGUGUGGCUCCUGGACCAUGGAGUGGACCUCAUUCUGCUAUUCAAUGGAUUGCUUUUCUAAAAUGGAAUAUUACUUUGAUCGACGGAUAUACGCAUUUACAGGUUUACGUUAACCAGCUUUGGUCUGUUAAUCCUACAUUUCACUCUCAUCAUGCAACACUUGGAGGAAUUCCGAAUUUGAGGAGGAGAAUCAGAAAUAUCUAUCCAAUCGAAGAAAUUCCUGCUAAAAGAUUUGUUAUUCUCAAGAGAACAGGCAGAAGAGCCAUGUCCAACUACGAUGCACUCGUUGCUUCAAUAAAACAAAAUGUAAUAAUCGAUGAAGGAAUGAAAUGGGAGGAUUUGCCAUUUGACUCCAGCAAUCUGACCCAAGUAUGUUUCGAAUGGGCUACUUAUAAGGUCGUUGUGACCGUAAGUGGUUCAAUGUGUUAUAAUUCUCUUUUCAUGCACAAAAAUACAGGAUUUUGUCUCUCAUUUUCGAGAAAACUAGAUGAUCCUAACAUCCAUCUCUUCAUUGCAUCAGAAAUUUUCAUGGCCGGUGUAAUUCAUUUGAAUUGUGACCACAAUGCUGAUCGUCCUUUUGAAUGCGACAUUGAGAAGAUGACCAAACAUACACAACAAGUAGUUUGGGCCGUUCAAAAAGGAAAAUGGGGCAAUAGGGAAGGUUUGAGACAGUUUUACAACUUAACUGAACUGAAAGAAUGCCCUAAACACAAAAUCAAACCUAUCUAUAUUGAUAGAUUUACGGAAUACGAGACUUAG
Trichomonas vaginalis G3 is the source of this 1122-nucleotide messenger RNA. RefSeq names its product glycosyltransferase family. The transcript has a single exon. Bases 1 to 1122 code for a protein of 373 amino acids. The record is from RefSeq and is a predicted model, not a curated record. Lineage: Eukaryota; Parabasalia; Trichomonadida; Trichomonadidae. Gene Ontology annotation, molecular function: glycosyltransferase activity.